Saprolegnia diclina VS20 is the source of this 1614-nucleotide messenger RNA. RefSeq lists its product as hypothetical. The coding region runs from base 19 to 1542 and encodes 507 amino acids. Lineage: Eukaryota; Oomycota; Saprolegniomycetes; Saprolegniales; Saprolegniaceae. Gene Ontology annotation, biological process: methylation. The record is from RefSeq and is a predicted model, not a curated record. The transcript is spliced from 6 exons. Gene Ontology annotation, molecular function: methyltransferase activity; acyltransferase activity, transferring groups other than amino-acyl groups.
UCCGGAUAGACGCGAUCAAUGGAGACGGCGUUGGCCCAGACGAGCGACCACGGCGUCGCCGAGACCGCGUUCGAUGCCAUCCACUGCAAGAUGUCGGCCGUCAAGCAAGGCUACUUUUCAGAUGACUUUGUUGGCCUCUUUGGCCGCAAGCCCACGCGCCGCAUUCCUCUCAUCCAUCGCGGCUACUACCUCCGGCACGUCGCUGUCGAGGCGGCGGUGAGCCUCUUCCUGUCGCAGCGAGCAACGUCGACGACGCCAGUCCAGAUCCUCUCGCUGGGCGCUGGCUUGGACACGCUCUUCUUUCGCCUCCAACAGCAGCAUGUAGCCCACAUCUCCAUGUACGAGGUCGACUGCAGUGCCAUUACGGACCACAAGAUCGACGUGAUGACGGCCAAGAUGGACCACCUUUUCGGCAAAACCUUUACACCAACAACCUCGGCCCAUACGCUGGUGGCAACGUCGCCUACGGCCAAGUACGUUGCUCUUGCGUGCGACCUCGGCGACACGACGGCGCUCACUGCGCGCUUGACGGCGCACGGCUUGGAUCCCUCGCAGCCAACGCUAGUGCUCGCCGAGUGUGUGCUGGCGUACUUAGCACCAACUGCGCGGUCGGCGCUACUGGAGUGGGCAUCGACGCUCCUCUAUGACGGGCUUUUCGUCGGCUACGACCCGAUUGGGCUCCCAACUGCGUUUGGGCGUCAAAUGUACGGGUAUUUCGCGGCGAAAGGCUGCGACUUGCGCUCGGCCAAGGCGCUGCCCAGCGUCGACGACCAAGCGACGCACUUUGCGGUCCACGGAUGGCCGAAUGUCCGGCUCUACAAUAUGAAUGCCGUCUACCGCCAACUUGUCGAUGCGACCGAGCGCCAGCGGAUCGAGGCACUCGAGCCGUUCGACGAGUACGACGACUGGAUCACGUGCAACCACCACUAUGGCCUGACGCUCGCGUGCACGGGCGCCAUGGACGGCGGCUCGGUCUGCGCCAAGGCACUUGGUCGCUGGCCCCGCCUGACGACGCACCUCCAUGACGCGGCGAUGCUCGAUACGUACACCAACGGCGUCACGAUCCGCCCGUUCCGGCCCUCGGACCAGGACGCGGUGCGGACCAUUUUCGAGUCGACGCUCGACGAAUACGACCACAAGUCGGUGCGCAAGCUCGUGGCGCAUCAGCUCAACACGGAGCUCGCCGACGUCGCAGCAUCGUACCUCGCACCUGCCAAGACGUGCUUCUGGGUGGCUGAGCGCGGGAUCGAGUUCCUUGGCUGCGUCGGCGUCAAGCCUUUCAAGGACGACAGCAUCGCCGAGCUCGUCCGUCUCCGCGUCGCCACGCGUGCGCGCCGCCUUGGCGUCGCCUCGCGGCUCGUGGCCACGCUCGAAUACUUUUGCCGCGACGUUGGGUACCGUGCCGUGUACCUUGAGACGCUCGAAGCGAUGGAGGCCGCACAGGCCUUCUACCUGCGCCUGGGCUACACGCAUCUGGGGUCGGUUCGCGUGGGGAAGCCGCCCUCAGACUUUGGCCUCGAAAAGUUUCAGCGCGACCUGUAGAGCGUGCAGAAAAGAGAGGAUAAACUUGCUAUUCGAGAGGCUUAAAGUCAAAAAGGGCGUUUGUCGGACCAU